AUCUUACAAACAUCCAAUCAUUUUAUUUCCGAAGACGACGACGACAACAACAACAACGACGAUCACCCGGAAAAAUAAUUGAUAAUGAUGAUGAAUCGAACAUUGGCCAAUAGUUUUCAUGAACAAUUAGAUUCAAUAAAAUCAACUAGCCUACCACAGAUGAAACAUUUUAUACAAAAAAGAAUAGCUAAAUGUAAAAUUCCAACGAUUAAUCGUAUGAUGAAACGAUCAUUGAUUAUUGGUUAUUCAUCGAAAAAUAAUGUUGCCAAACAUAACGAAAGUGAUUAUGAAUUUGGUUGGGGUUCAGAUUUCGAUGAUGAUGAUGAUGAUCAGGAUUUUGUUGUCGAUGAUGAUAUUGUGAUGGAUGAUGAUGAACUCUCCGACCCAAAUCAGGAUGAUGAUUUACAAUUCAAUGAUGAAAAUGGUAAAGAAAAAAUUCAAAAUACAUCAUUAAGACAAACAAAACGACCAAUUUCGGAUCCACCACCACCACCUUUACCAAAAUGUCCACCUCCAGAUUUGAUUGAAGAAACAACUAUUCCAUCUAAUUCAGAUACAAAUUCCUAUGAAACAUUAUCGAUAACGACAACAAUAAUGGAUAAUUGUUUACCACGUAUUGAUAAAAAUGAUUAUCUAAUACCAAAUAUUUCAUCAUCAUCAUUAAAAUCAUUCGAUAAAAUUAAAUUAAAUUAUCGUUCUAGUCCAAAUAUUUCAUCAGUAACAGAUCGUCCAUUACCACCAAUACCAAAAUAUGAAUACAAUUUAAUGAAUGAUGAUGAUGAAAUGUUUAAAAAUUAUCAAUGGUUUCAAGAUAUUGAACGUGAUGAUGCAGAAAAUCUAUUAAUUCGUCAUUAUAAUAUUGAUGGUGCAUUUUUGGUACGAAAAAGUAAACGUGCCGGUAUCUGUAUGCCAUAUACAUUAACAUUAUAUUUUAAUCAUCGUAUAUUUCAUCUAAAUAUUCGUAUACGUUCCGAUCAACAAUAUGCAUUAGGAACGGAAAAAUUAAGAGAAAAAACAUUUCAAACGAUAGCCGAUCUGAUUGAACAUCAUUAUCAGGAACCAAUUUAUUUAACAUCAAGAGGAAUGAUUGCUGGUAAAACUACAUUGAUUUCGAUGCCAUUUGGUUACCAAUAAACAUCAUUCAUUCAUUCAUUCAUUCAAUUGAUCAUUUCCGUUGUAAACAUAAUAAUGAUUUCAUGUGAUAAUGACGACAAUCUUUUUU
This is a messenger RNA of Dermatophagoides pteronyssinus (European house dust mite), 1222 nucleotides long. RefSeq lists its product as uncharacterized. NCBI's taxonomy places the organism in Eukaryota, Metazoa, Arthropoda, Arachnida, Sarcoptiformes, Pyroglyphidae. The record is from RefSeq and is a predicted model, not a curated record. Gene Ontology annotation, biological process: intracellular signal transduction; cell surface receptor protein tyrosine kinase signaling pathway.